Messenger RNA from Leptosia nina, 306 nucleotides. NCBI's taxonomy places the organism in Eukaryota, Metazoa, Arthropoda, Insecta, Lepidoptera, Pieridae. The record is from the annotation of a GenBank genome assembly.
AUGGAUUUAAACAAGCUUCCAAAUGACAAAAAGCUCGAGCUUUGUCGAAGCUACUUCAUUGGUGGUUGUUUCUUUUUACCAUUUGUAUGGGCUGUUAAUGUUGUAUGGUUCUUUAAAGAAGCAUUCGUAAAACCUGCUUUUGAUGAACAGAAACAGAUAAAGAAAUAUGUUCUGCUAAGUGGACUUGGUGCAAUAGUUUGGAUCAUUAUUCUCGCUGCAUGGGUGACAGCAUUCCAGUUAAAUAGAGUUGCAUGGGGAGCGGUUGGGGACAGUUUGUCCUUUAUAGUACCUUUGGGUCGAGCCUAA